This is a messenger RNA of Epinephelus fuscoguttatus (brown-marbled grouper), 1898 nucleotides long. It is a transcript of the gene lrrc18a, whose product is annotated as leucine rich repeat containing 18a. The transcript has 2 exons. Bases 422 to 1240 code for a protein of 272 amino acids. The record is from RefSeq and is a predicted model, not a curated record. Gene Ontology annotation, molecular function: protein binding. Lineage: Eukaryota; Metazoa; Chordata; Actinopteri; Perciformes; Serranidae.
UGUGGCCAGUAACAUGGCAAUAAAGUCCUGGCGCCAAGCACCCCAGUUGCUUAGUAACGACAUUAAACAAGGAACCUUGACUUUCCCUGUUUGGUGUAGGGAGGCUUGGGAAAUGCUGAUAUACACAAGCGGUGCAUUCCUGAUCUUUCCUCUGGAUUUGGCGCUAGGAUUACCAAGUAUUAUCAGAACAACUUGUACAUGCUGACUACAUCAGAAAUGUUUUAAAGAGUUUUUAUGCUUUGUUGCUGUGCUAUAACGUUAUGACUUCACCAAAGGAGAGUUUUUUGUUACAAGGGCAAGAGGCUUCGAGCUGAAUGGCUGGUUCACAGGAGCUAAAACUGUUGGUGUGUUUUUAAAACUGAAGACAAUCUCAUCAAUCAAUUAACAUCAACUCAGGAAAAAAGGAAAUAAAAAAUGUACCAUGCCCAAGGGGAAGGGAGCCAAAGGGACAAAGCUGACCCUCAAGAUUGCCAAAAAGGCAAUACGGAUGACCCCAGAUGGACGGCGCCGACUCACCCUUAGUAACAUGGGGAUAACCAUCUUCCCAAAGUGUCUCCUAAAACUGACCAAUGUGGACGAGCUGGAUCUUAGCCGCAACCUGAUACAGAAACUCCCAGAUAACAUCGGCAACUUUGCGUCACUCAGAUGGCUGGAUCUACACAGCAACAAGCUGGAGUCUCUGCCCGAAUCCAUUGGCAACCUGGUGGGACUGACCUACCUCAACCUCUCAAACAACAGGCUAAUCUCUGCAGGUUUGCCCUCCACACUGGGUCUUCUCACCAGCCUCAAGAGUCUCAAUCUGGGGAUGAACCAGCUGGACACCCUGCCCUCCACUAUGAUGGCUCUGGAUAGUCUCCAAGAGUUAGGUCUGUUUGAUAACCUCUUCAUCAGUCUACCAGAGUUCCUGAAAGUCCUGCGCAACCUCACCAAGCUGAACAUCACACGAAAUCCUCUAUCGUAUGUUCAGGGGGAUGUCGAGGGGAUGCAGCAGGGAAAAUCAAAAGCAGAGGAAGAUGGCUAUUUGGUCCAUGAAAGUAGCCUGUGUAGGACAUGCCUCAAGAGAUGUAAAGAGCAGAGGGAAAGGCCUACAAGAGGAGGAGGAGGAGGAGAGGGAGGUGGUGACAGAUUUGAGGAAAAAAGGAUAAGGACUUAUCAAGGCCUGAUGGCGCCAAACUCAGUGGCUAUAGUCAGUCAAGAUGUGUGGAGAGUAAGGAAGGUGGAACACAAGCUAAUCAAAUGACCAAACAAAGCCACAAAAGUCAUCUUAACUACAGAACAAAUAGAAUGAAUGCCACUUUUAGGCGGCUCUAAAACUUUAAUAAUAUCUGCAUAAUACAUUACUGUAUGUCCACGCAGCUAUUUCCUUGAUGUAUUUUGUCUCAGUUGGUGAAACAAAAAGAGUAAUUACUCAUAACUGUUGCUCUUGGAUGACUGUGCAUAAAAAGUGGCCCACAAUAAAAGAUUUUUCAAAUCCUGACUGAUGUUGAAAAUGUGAGACCCUUUACAUAACGACACAUAAUAAUAAAUUUACCCCUUUGUUCUUAUAGUGUGUGGACAGCUAUGAUUUGGCCAAAACAGCACACCACACACUGACAGAUUCCUUUCACCCACAGCCACAGUCCCUACUCUCAAAACGUGAAAUUUCGCAAAUCUCUCACAAUCAAACAUUAUUGCAAGAGAUUUGUUCUGGGUUGAAUCUCAUUUCAUAUUGUAUUAUAGCCGUCUGAGACCUAGGGCACCGAUAGUUCACUUGAUAGAGAGUGAGCCUUAGCAGGAGUCCUUUGCAGGAGUCUUUAGCAGCGGCCCAGCUCAGAGUCUGACCUGUGGCCCUUUGCUGUUAUGUUGUCCCCUCUCUAUCUCCCCCACUUAAUGUCUAUCUAUCAUAUCUAAUAAAGGCA